Messenger RNA from Alternaria rosae, 776 nucleotides. RefSeq lists its product as uncharacterized. NCBI's taxonomy places the organism in Eukaryota, Fungi, Ascomycota, Dothideomycetes, Pleosporales, Pleosporaceae. The record is from RefSeq and is a predicted model, not a curated record. Bases 152 to 595 code for a protein of 147 amino acids. The transcript has a single exon.
UCCCUCAUACGCAUAGUAAUCUGAGUCGAUACGCUCCGCUUUACCUACCGGUCAUUUCUGCCAGAGUACUACACUCCAUUCACUCGCAUCCGGUAGUUUCACACUCUUUUCAGGCACGAGUCACUGGCAGCGAUAGGACGCUGUUAAUUCAAUGCGGACGAUCGCAAAGUGGCUGCGGACAAUCUAUACUGAUCAGCAGUACACUGACAUACCCAUUCCCACCGAUAUUCAGAAGGGUCUGGAAUUGCGCCUUGCUGCGCAGGUGCUAGGGAUGAUGCAAUACACCUCCGAGAUCAUCGGGAGUUACAUACGCGGCCUCAUCUUCCGUCCCGUAGAGGCAAAGGAGUUGGUCGUGGUGGCUGGAUUGACGCGUAAAGAAGCGGUAGAAGAUCCUAUCUUGGACGCUUUGGCUAACUACGUCGCGUACUUGUGUCGGUACCAUCUGGUCAGUAGGGACAAAGAAGACCAAUAUCUAGCCGUGCUUGCUGGGGGCAAAUGCGCGAAGCUGUUAAAUGCCGUAAAAGACCACAAUGUCAGAGCUAUUGCGCAGAACGGAUGGAAGGCUAUAUGCCCUCGGCCACUGGCGGAGCCUUAGAAUCAUGAUCAGUUUCAUCGUAGUAGCCUUAGCUUAGUUUGAUAAAGCUCCUGUUUUCAUUACCACUGACGGCACAUUCGUAGCCAAGACAUGCCAACCAGCGUGAUGACGCUAUGCAACAACAAGUGUGAGCAGUAACCAGCAUUUCGUAAGAUUGAACAAGCACUCAUAAUAUUCACAG